This is a messenger RNA of Penicillium daleae, 1215 nucleotides long. RefSeq lists its product as uncharacterized. The record is from RefSeq and is a predicted model, not a curated record. The coding region runs from base 1 to 1215 and encodes 404 amino acids. Gene Ontology annotation, molecular function: protein binding. The transcript has a single exon. Lineage: Eukaryota; Fungi; Ascomycota; Eurotiomycetes; Eurotiales; Aspergillaceae.
AUGGAUCUAUCUUUGCUUCCCAUCGAGUGUUGGACCCUGAUAGCGGACAAUCUAUCCUCCCACGAUCUAAGCCUCCUAGCACGCGUAUCCACAUCAUUUCAUGCUGUCUUCAGCCCCCAUUUAUACCGUUACAUCGACCUCAGCAUACACAGAUUGCCCCCCAUUGUUACAGAGGAAGAUGGGGGGCAAAUCUCAUUAUGCUCGCCCAGCCUCAGCGGUCGCCAGCGCGCUUUCACUAGUUUGAUUUUGUACCACAAGCCUAAGUAUGCCUCGUGGGUCCGAUCCCUCACCCGGACUAUGUGCCUGCAGCAGAGCCGGGCUACCAGACCCUUCCCUGAAGAUGAGCUGGACAGCGUUGUCGAGUUGUUUUCGCGCUUGAAUCGUGUCCGUUCUGUCGAUAUCAACGGGGGCAGUAUGCAUUUCUACCCCCCUAAACCCAUUCCUCCUCUAUUCCCUGCCGCCCACAAUAUCCGACUAAGUGGACAAAUGCACUAUGGAUUCGCAUCUGCCAUUCUCCACGGCCAUGAGAAAACACCUCUAAAGACUCUGGCUAUCUGCAAUUUGCAUGAACGUGGCCAUACACGAUCGGGACAGAAUUACCAGGAGCCUCCCAUACGGGAAGAUCACCAGUGGGGACUUGCUGCGUGGGACGAGUCCGACGCAGAACCGAUGGAGGAAGACUGGGCGCCAGACUCAUUGCCCCAGCAAGUCCCACCAGGGCCGAUGCGGCAUCUUUUGAAUCAAGAUCUGGUGGCACGAUGUACGAGACUGGAAAGCUUGACGAUUGCUCAAGUGAGUAUUGAGACGCUACAUGCUUACGAGCUCCUGCCUCCCGGGUGGUAUUACCCUGGAUCGGAAAUACACGAGGAAUUAUCAUCCUUUAUCCAAUCAGUGCAGCCACGAUAUUUGAGGAUUCAAUAUGAUGAUGUGUCUACGUCGGUUCGAUCGGAGCUGAAGAGUCUGUGGAUGAAGAACACAUGUCGAGGUAACUGUCCAUACCACAAGCAUUUCGAUCAGAAAUUGUUGCCUGUAUUGAGGGAAGGCUGGCCAGAACUGCGGCGAUUGGAGCUGACAUACUGGCUCAUUACAGAGGCAGACAUGCUUGGCUUAGCUGUGCGCGAUCAGGCUGCACCCUUUCUGGGAGAUAGGACAGAAGUGAAGAUCAGCACGCUCCCGCGUACGUUUUACCACUACAGACUCAAUAGUUCAGACUGA